Mustela erminea (ermine) is the source of this 7270-nucleotide messenger RNA. It is a transcript of the gene BCORL1, whose product is annotated as BCL6 corepressor like 1. Bases 1769 to 7129 code for a protein of 1786 amino acids. The record is from RefSeq and is a predicted model, not a curated record. Lineage: Eukaryota; Metazoa; Chordata; Mammalia; Carnivora; Mustelidae. Gene Ontology annotation, biological process: negative regulation of transcription by RNA polymerase II. Gene Ontology annotation, cellular component: nucleus. The transcript is spliced from 14 exons. Gene Ontology annotation, molecular function: protein binding; transcription corepressor activity.
GCGCAGGCGGUGCCGAGGGAGAAGGGAGACACGCGGGGAGGGUCGCAGAGGGAAGAGGGCGGCGAAGAGGAGUGGCAGAGGGGAAUAGGAAAGGGGCAUUGAGAGAGAAGGUGAAACAGAAAGAGAGCCAGAGAGAGAGAUGGGGCAGGGAGGCAAAAAGGCCAGGUGAAGAGAUGGGGGCUGGCAGAGGUGAGGCGAGACAGAGCAAGACCAGGGCUAGGAUUCUGGGGUGGGUGGAGAGAGAGUCGGCCCCGGACACCCUGGCUCAGGAAAGCCAAGAGCGGCCAAGUACAGCGAAAGGCAAGGGCAGCAGUAACCUGUGCUGCAGAGAGAGGCAGGUAGGCGAGGACCAGGACGAGAAUGGGGGCUGCUGCCCUAGUACGGCUUCCCUCCUUUUCUGGGAGCCUCUGCACCAGCCACCUGGCCUCCUGGCUCUUUCUCAAUCUUAGCUUGCAGCCUCCUGGCCUGGGACCUUUGCACAGAUUGUUUCCUCUGCCGGGAAUGCUCUUCCCCCAGAUACACACAUGGCUCACCACUUCGCUUCCUUCGGGUUGUUUAAAUGUCUCCUUCUCAGCAAGGCCUGUGAUAAACACCCUCUUUCAAAACCGUAGCCCAUUCUGCAUCCGCCCCCCCCCCCCCCGCCCAACCAUCGCUCUGCCCGUUAGCCUUGUGUUCUACCACCUUCUAACAUCCUGCAGCAGGAGGCGUGGGUAUUGUCCGUCUCAUCCCACGAGAGUAUAAGUUCCGUGAAGGCAGGGAUUUGGGGUCUUUUUUGGUAGUUUUUGAAUCCCCAGUACCUGAGACCGUGCUGGCACGUAGCAGGAACCCAAUAAAUAUUUGUUGGAUGAGUAAGUGCUCUUCUGUUGAAUAUGGACAGUCUCUGAAAAUUAUAUAAAGAAUAAGCAAAACAAACCCCUGAUGUGACUAUAUUGUACUGAUUUACUUCGUGGGAAAGUGGAGAACAGCAGAGAAUUCUGAUCACUGGAGGGUUCUGUUCAGCUGAGCUUCGACGGAGAAGACUUUUAGCUAACUUGGGAGCUUGAGGGUCUCUUUUCUUGAUGCCUCAUUUUCUCUAGAAUUGGCUGUGCGGUGGUUGUCAAUGGCGACAGCUGGACAUUAGCUGCCGAAGGGGGUGGUAGGUCAUGGGGAUGACUAGGCUGAUAGAAAGGGACACGGACAGAAAUGUGUGGUCUGUGAUGGAACAUUGUUUUUUGUUUGUUUGCUUGUUUGUGGUCCGAGUACAAGGAGUAUUGCAUUUGAUUUCAAGGGAGCUUUAAACCAGCUUAAAUAUGUGUGUUAUAUCUCUGUAACUCCCAAGUCGAAAUCAGAAUAGAGCAUUUUUGAAGGGCUUUUAAAGAAAAUGUGUGCUUCCUCUGGAGAACUUAAAUUGGUGCGUCACUCAAAUACUUCAGUACCCAUGGAUUAGAGAGUUGACGAGCAAAAGAUCCCCGGUAGUCUUUCAACGCAUUGUUCAUAUAUGGGAACAACCCUCUAAUUGUAGUUGGUUAGGCUAAAUGUGUGUGGAAAAAUAUACUGUCAUCUCGUUUGUCUGGAACAGAUUGAAUUUCCUCGAACACUCAAGCAUCUCUGUCUAGGUGAUUAACAGCAUCCUUGUCUCCGUCCUGAAACCUAUGGAGUCCUGGAAAGCCGGUGCCCUCAUCCCUGUUUGGACCUUAAUUUUCCAUAGCAGGCUGGCUUGCAGGAGAGACGGCUUUACUGUGUUGGGGGAGCGGCCACAGCAGGUCCUAUCUGGUGGUGAGUGGCUGUCAUGAUCUCGACAGCACCGCUCUACAGCGGCGUGCACAACUGGACCAGUUCUGACCGGAUUCGCAUGUGUGGCAUCAACGAGGAGAGAAGAGCACCCCUUUCUGAUGAGGAGUCCACGACAGGUGACUGCCAGCGCUUUGGAUCUCAGGAGUUUUGUGUCAGCAGCAGUUUUUCCAAGGUGGAGCUCACGGCAGUUGGAAGUGGCAGCAAUGCCCGGGGGGCAGACCCAGAUGGCAGUACAGCAGAAAAACUUGGGCACAAGUCAGAAGACAAGCCUGACGACCCCCAGCCCCAAAUGGACUAUGCUGGGAAUGUGGCGGAGGCUGAGGGCCUGUUGGUGCCGCUGAGCGGCUCGGGGGACGGGCUCAAGCUUCCUGCUCCUGACGGCGCCACUGAGGCUGGCGACAGCAGGGCCGACUGCUCCUGGGCCCCCCUCAGCACCCAAAUGAGCAAGCAGGUGGACUGCUCAGCAGCUGGGGUGAAGGCUUUGGACUCUCGGCAUGGUGUGGGGGAGAAGAAUACUUUCAUUUUGGCAACUCUGGGAACGGGAGUCCCCGUGGAGGGAACCCUGCCUCUGGUUACCACUAACUUCAGUCCACUGCCAGCCCCCAUCUGCCCCCCUGCUCCCAGUUCGGCCUCCGCCCCCCCGUCUGUUCCGGAUCCGUUCCAGGUUCCCCUCUCUGUCCCCACCCCAGUGCCGCACUCCGGGCUAGUUCCCGUCCAGGUUGCCACUUCGGUUCCAGCCCCUUCCCCUCCUUUAGCACCUGUCCCAGCUCUGGCUCCGGCACCGCCGUCAGUGCCCACACUCAUCUCUGAUUCAAACCCCCUUUCAGUUUCAGCCUCGGUCUUGGUGCCUGUGCCAGCGUCGGCUCCCCCUUCGGGUCCUGUUCCUCUGUCGGCUCCGGCCCCCACCCCCCUGUCAGUCCCAGUUUCGGCUCCUCCCUUGGCUCUGAUCCAGGCUCCCGUGCCCCCUUCAGCUCCAACCCUGGUCCUCGCGCCUGUCCCCACACCAGUUCUGGCUCCCAUGCCAGCGUCCACGCCUCCAGCGGCUCCCGCCCCUCCGUCAGUGCCGAUGCCCACCCCGACUCCGUCUUCUGGCCCACCCUCUACCCCUGCCCUCAUCCCUGCCUUUGCUCCUGCGCCGGUGCCUGCACCCACCCCGGCCCCGAUCUUUACUCCAGCCCCCACGCCCAUGCCGGCUGCCACUCCGGCUGCCAUUCCCACCUCUGCACCCAUCCCGGCCUCCUUUAGUUUGAGUCGAGUAUGUUUUCCUGCAGCUCAGGCACCAGCUAUGCAAAAAGUCCCAUUGUCCUUUCAGCCAGGGACAGUACUGACCCCAAGCCAGCCGCUGGUAUAUAUCCCGCCUCCGAGCUGUGGGCAGCCACUCAGUGUGGCCACACUGCCAACGACCUUGGGGGUCUCCUCAACUCUUACCCUGCCUGUCCUGCCUUCCUACCUUCAGGACAGGUGUCUCCCUGGUGUGCUGGCCUCCCCAGAGCUCCGGUCUUACCCAUAUGCGUUUUCUGUGGCCCGGCCUCUGACUUCAGAUUCCAAGCUGGUCUCUCUGGAGGUGAACAGGCUUCCCUGUGCGUCCCCAUCCGGCAGCACCAGCACCCAGCCUGCGCCCGAUGGGGUCCCCGGGCCUUUGGCAGAUACUUCCCUCUCUACUGCUUCUGCCAAGGUGCUUCCAACCCCACAGCCUUUGCUGCCAGCCCCCAGCGUGAGCUCGGCCCCACCACACCCCGCCAAGAUGCCAGGUGGUGGCGAGCAGCAAACAGAAGGGACUUCCAUCACCUUCUCUCCCCUCAAGUCACCGCCACAGCUGGAGCGAGAGAUGGCCUCUCCACCUGAGUGUAGCGAGAUGCCCCUGGACCUCUCCUCUAAGUCCAACCGCCAGAAGCUCCCGUUGCCGAACCAACGCAAGACGCCCCCCAUGCCCGUGUUGACCCCCGUGCACACCAGCAGCAAGGCCCUCCUCUCCACGGUCUUGUCUAGGUCUCAGCGCACCACCCAGGCUGCUGGGAGCAAUGUCACCUCAUGCCUGGGCUCUACUUCCUCGCCCUUCGUCAUCUUCCCUGAGAUCGUGAGGAAUGGGGACCCGAGCACCUGGGUGAAGAACUCAACUGCGCUGAUCAGCACCAUUCCCGGCACCUACGUGGGAGUGGCCAACCCAGUGCCUGCAUCCCUGCUGCUGAACAAAGACCCUAACCUGGGCCUCACCCGAGACCCCCGCCAUCUCCCCAAGCAGGAGCCCAUCUCCAUCAUCGAUCAAGGAGAGCCUAAGAGCACCAGUGCCCCCUGUGGCAAGAAGGGCAGCCAGGCUGGGACUGAGGGACAGCCAAGCACAGUCAAACGUUACACCCCAGCCCGCAUCGCCCCUGGGCUCCCGGGGUGCCAAACCAAGGAGCUCUCUCUGUGGAAGCCCACGGGGCCAGCAAAUAUUUACCCACGGUGUUCAGUCAAUGGGAAACCCACCAGCACCCAGGUCCUGCCUGUUGGCUGGUCACCAUACCACCAAGCGUCUCUGCUUUCCAUUGGCAUUUCCAGUGCCGGGCAGCUGACCCCCAGUCAGGGGGUGCCCAUCAGGCCCACCAGCGUCGUUUCCGAGUUUUCUGGUGUGCCGUCUCUUGGCCCCAGUGAAGCUGUGCAUGGACUUCCAGAGGGGCAGCCACGGCCUGGGGGCCCCUUUGCUCCAGAGCAGGACACUGGCACGAAGAACAAAACUUGUCGGAUUGCUGCCAAGCCUUACGAAGAACAAGUCAACCCUGUCCUCCUGACUCUCAGCCCUCAGACAGGGACCUUGGCACUGUCUGUCCAGCCUAGCGGUGGGGACAUAAAAGUGAAUCAGGGGCCUGAGGAAUCAGAGAGCCACCUCUGCCCCGACAGCACUCCUAAGAUAGAAGGUCCCCAGGGGGCUUGUGGCCUGAAGCUGGCAGGAGACACAAAGCCUAAAAACCAAGUACUGGCCACCUACAUGUCUCAUGAGCUGGUCCUGGCCCCCCCCCAGAACCUGCACAAGAUGCCCGAGCUGCCUUUGCUACCUCAUGACAACCGCCCCAAGGAACUCAUCUUGGAUGUGGUCCCAAGCAGCAAGAGGGGCUCCAGCACAGAGCUGUCACAGCUUGGAAGCCAGGUGGACCUGGGGCGGGUGAAAAUGGAGAAAGUGGAUGGUGAUGUGGUCUUCAAUUUAGCCACCUGCUUCCGGGCUGAUGGCCUCCCAGCAGCUCCCCAGAGGGGCCAAGCUGAAGUUCGGAAUAAGGCCGGGCAGGCUCGAGUGAAACAGGAAAGCAUAGGUGUCUUUGCUUGCAAGAACAAGUGGCAGCCAGACUCAGUGGUGACCGAUGGGGUGACCGAAUCUCUGCCGCCCAAGAAAAUGAAGUACAGCAAAGAGAAGGACGGUGAGGAGCAGCCACAAGCCAAGGUCAUAGCCCGGAGUUCCCAUGGACCCAAGUGCCGGAAGCCGCCUAGUGACCCCCAGGAACCCACCAAGAAAAGCCCCAGGGGGGCUUCAGAUUCAGGAAAAGAGCACAAUGGAGUCAGGGUAAAGCACAAGCACCGGAAGCCAACAAAGCCGGAUUCCCAGUCUCCAGGAAAGCGAGCUGAUGGCCACGAGGAAGGUUCCUUGGAGAAGAAAGCGAAGAGCAGUUUCCGUGACUUCAUCCCCGUGGUUCUGAGCACGCGGACGCGCAGUCAGUCUGGAGGCAUCUGUAGCCCCUUUGCUGGUGUGGCAGACAGUGACAUGGGAAGCCAGGAGGUCUUCCCCACAGAGGAGGAAGAAGAUGUGACCCCCACCCCAGCUAAGCGUCGAAAGGUGAGAAAAACCCAACGGGACACCCAGUAUCGCAGCCACCAUGCCCAGGACAAGACUCUGCUGAGCCAGGGCCGCCGGCACCUGUGGCGAGCCCGAGAAAUGCCCUGGAGGACAGAGGCUGCCCGGCAAAUGUGGGACACCAAUGAGGAGGAGGAGGAAGACGAGGAGGAGGGCCUGGUGAAGAGGAAGAAGCGGAGACGACAGAAGAGCCGGAAGUAUCAGACUGGGGAGUACCUGACAGAGCAAGAAGAAGAGCAGCGGCGGAGAGGGAGAGCAGAUUUAAAGGCUCGGAAGCAGAAGACUUCCUCCCAAAGUUCGGAGCACCGCCUCAGGAACAGGAACCUUCUCUUGCCCAACAAAGCCCAGGGGAUCUCGGAUUCACCAAACGGUUUCCUCCCAAAUAACCUGGAGGAACCAGCCUGCCUUGAAAAUUCAGAAAAGCCAUCAGGAAAACGGAAGUGCAAGACCAAGCACAUGGCAAACGUCUCAGAAGAGGCCAAGGGCAAAGGUCGUUGGAGCCAGCAGAAGACAAAAUCUCCCAAGCCUCCCACCCCAGUGAAACCCACAGAACCAUGCACACCCUCUAAGUCCCGAAGUGCCGGCCCAGAGGAGGCCUCCGAGUCACCUACAGCCCGGCAGAUCCCUCCAGAGGCACGUCGGCUCAUAGUGAACAAAAACGCGGGCGAGACUCUCCUGCAGCGGGCGGCCCGUCUUGGCUAUAAGGACGUUGUUCUCUACUGCCUCCAGAAGGACAGCGAAGACGUGAAUCACCGCGACAAUGCUGGCUACACGGCCCUGCACGAGGCCUGCUCCAGGGGCUGGACCGACAUCCUGAACAUCCUGCUGGAGCACGGGGCCAACGUGAACUGCAGUGCGCAAGAUGGCACGAGGCCGGUUCAUGACGCGGUGGUCAAUGACAACCUGGAGACCAUCUGGCUCUUGCUGUCCUAUGGAGCUGACCCCACACUGGCCACCUACUCGGGGCAGACAGCCAUGAAGCUGGCCAGCAGCGACACCAUGAAGCGCUUUCUCAGCGAUCACCUCUCAGAUCUUCAGGGCCGGGCAGAGGGUGACCCUGGCGUGUCCUGGGACUUUUACAGCAGUUCUGUGUUGGAGGAAAAAGAUGGCUUCGCCUGUGACCUCCUGCAUAAUCCUCCCGGGAACUCUGAUCAAGAAGGAGAUGAUGUGGAAGAGGAUGAUUUCAUGUUCGAGCUCUCAGACAAGCCUCUUCUCCCUUGCUACAACCUCCAAGUGUCAGUGUCCCGCGGGCCCUGCAACUGGUUCCUCUUUACCGACGUCCUGAAGAGGCUGAAGCUUUCCUCCAGGAUCUUUCAGGCUCGGUUCCCGCACUUUGAAAUUGCCACCUUGCCCAAGGCUGAGUUCUACCGGCAAGUGGUCUCCAGUCAGCUUCUGACCCCAGCCGAGAGGCCCGGAGGCAUGGACGACAGAUCCGCCCCAGGCUCCUCUGAGACUGUGGAGCUGGUGCGGUACGAGCCAGAGCUCCUUCGGCUCCUGGGGUCGGAGGUGGAGUUCCAGCCCUGGAACAGUUGACCUGGGAAGCAGCCUCUCCCUUUUCUUCUUUCUCCUCCCACGUUCGCCCUUCCCCACCUCCCCCGCCUUUCCCCCACCGAGCACCAGACUGCAGAAUGAGGCAAUAAUACGGACCAACAAGAAGCCGCCUUAUCAAUGCCA